This is a messenger RNA of Lycium barbarum (goji berry), 2880 nucleotides long. Its product is annotated as APO protein 3, mitochondrial-like. Bases 1075 to 2277 code for a protein of 400 amino acids. Gene Ontology annotation, molecular function: RNA binding. The transcript has 3 exons. NCBI's taxonomy places the organism in Eukaryota, Viridiplantae, Streptophyta, Magnoliopsida, Solanales, Solanaceae. The record is from RefSeq and is a predicted model, not a curated record.
AUCGACUGAGCUAUGUCGUUUAAAUACUCUGCAAAAAAUAUUUUUUUUGUAUAACCGUCCAAGCUAAGUCGAUUUUUAUCUUUAAAAAUAUAUUUUGAGAAACAGGCCGAGCUUUUUGGUCAAAACUCCAAUCAAACUUUUUAAAUAAACCGAACUAAGAAUAGACCAAUUUUGGUCAGUCCUUUUUUUUAUUAUUAUUAUUUAAUUUAAAAUAAUCUCUUUUAUUUGAAAAAAAAAAAAAAACCGCUUACUUUAGUCUUAGCACUUGUAAAUCUUUAGUAUGCACACCAACUGUUUGUUAAAAUGCCUAGCUGAUGAAUUCAAGAAAUAAACUUUGAGAAAUUUCAGUAUUUCACAUUAUUUAGCUUAACAAAUGUUUUCAUAGGCGAGUUGGGUCGAUCUUAAAUCUUACACUAAUAUAAUGGUUUCUCUUGUUUCAUACCAUUUUAUUCUUUCUUAAGCUGCUCAACCCAUCCGCACAUCAACUGUUUGUUAUAAUUCCUAACUGAAAAAUUCAAAAUAAACUUGGAGAAAUUUCAGUAGCACACAUUAUUUAGUCCUUCUCAGAGUAUUAGUAUUAUUCUUGUUUAUCAUUACCUGUUGUUUCUUUAGCCUCGAUUAGCUUAUUAUCUUGGUAUUGUCUCUGCUGUCUCUUUUUCAUCGUUCUUUGAUCCGUGGGUCUAUCAGAAACAACAUAUCUACCUUUUGAAACCCCACCUAUAAGAUCUUCGUAACCUCUACCCUCCCCAGACCCCACCCAUGAGAUUACACUGGGGUUUUUUUUAUUGUUGUUGUUCACAUUAUUUAGCCCUUAUCAGAGUAUUAGUAUUAUUCUUGUUUAUCACUACCUGUUGUUUCUUUAGCCUCGAUUAGCUUAUUAUAUUGUUGUGGUCUCUGCUGCCUCUUUUUCAUCGUUCUUUGAUCCGAAAGUCUAUCAGAAACAACAUAUGUACCUUCUGAAACCCCACCUAUAAGGUCUGCGUAACCUCUACCCUCCCCAGACCCCACCCGUGAGAUUACACUGGAUUUUUCAUUGUUGUUGUUGUUGUUGUUCACAUUAUUUAGCCCGACGGAAUGUUUCAUAGGCUAGUUGGGUCAGCCUUAAAUCUUCGUGGCAACGCAAUAUUGUCCACUAUAAAGGAGCUAGGCAAUGUUGGUCUAUUGUAUUCAAGUGCAACAGCAUUGGAAGCGCUACCAAGAAAGCUGAAAAGGGCUGAAAAAAAGCCAUGGGUGACGAAUAUUAAUGAGCUUAAACGGAGAGGAAGAGUGGAGAAGGAAGAGAGAAAAGUGGUACGUGAAGUUGCAUUAAGGCCACCUGAAAAUGGGCUAUUAGUUAAAGAGUUAAUCCCAGUUGCUCAUCAGGUCUUAGCUUCCAGAAGUCAGUUAUUAGCUUGUGUUUCGAGGAUUUCGGAGGAAAUUCCUAUUUAUUUUUGCAGCUUCUGUAGCGAAGUUCAUGUCGGUCAUCCACCACAUAAGAUUAGAACUUGCGAUGUUAGCGGCAGUCAGAAGAACAAAGAGCAUACAUGGCAAAGAGGGGAUGCAGAGCAUAUAGUACCUGUUGUAGAAUCUUUUCAUCUCUAUGACAGGUUGGGAAGAGCUGUUUCACAUAAUGAGCGACUUGAAGUUGAUCGCAUCCCAGCCCUCGUGGAAUUGUGCAUUCAGGCUGGUGUGGAUUUACCUGAAUACCCAACCCGAAGAAGGAAGUUCCCCAUUUACCGGGUUGCUGGAAAACUCUUAGAUUUUGAGAAGAGGUUUCCAAAGGAUGAUUUGUCCUGGAAGGACAUAGAAACUUCUAAGUCUAAGGAAACUAUGAAGAAACUCAGUGGAGAUGGAAAAUAUUUGAAUUUACACUAUGAUGACAUAAAAGGAUUCGCCAUGCGAGGAAUUGAAGCCUGGGAGAUUAUGCGUACCGGAGCCAUACAGCUCAUGCAAAAGUAUCCCGUUCAAACAUGUGGAUAUUGUCCUGAGGUGCAAGUUGGGCCAAAGGGUCAUAGGGUUAGACAAUGUCAAGCCUUCAAGCACCAGAUGAGGGAUGGACAGCAUGGUUGGCAAGAGGCAACAAUAGAUGAUCUUCUCUCCACUGUAUAUGUUUGGCAUGUCCGAAACCCGCAUGCUGGUGACCUUUUGGUUGAUUCUUUGAAGAGGUAUUAUGGAAAGUUACCUGCGGUCGUUGAACUGUUUAAUCAAGCUGGAGCACAGGUCGGAGAUGAUUACCAUUGCAUGAUGAGGGAAGAUGUUGCAGUUCCUGGACUAGAUGAAGAAAAAUUGGUAGUAUAAAGCUAUGAGAUGCUGGCCUAUAUAUUUGUAGAUUAUUUGAGUUCCUGGCAGAGAUGUGCUCGUACCUUAUGGCAAAAAGUUAAUAGGCUGUUUAGAGUCCAAAACAUGAAGAGGAGAGAGCUCAAAAUUAAUGCUGGGACAUAUUUACUGUUCAUUUAUCUAUUAGAUUACCUCCGAAGGUGAUGAGAAAGCAUCCCAUAGAGGAGGUUGGUGGUUUCUUUUAAUGUUUUAAGCUUCACUUGUAAUGUGAAAGCCGCAUUGUUAUACAGUUAUACAUGCAGAGGCAGAGGAGAAACAAGAUUAGACUGAAGGGUUAUUGGUUUGGUGGCUGCUGCUGAGGAUAAACCAACACGAGAUCGAUUCUGUGAUUUUGUUGCGAGGGCUCGUUUACUGUUAGGACAACAAUAGAUUCUGGCAAUUGGAACUUCAACAGUUCAAUUUCUUGUUGAAAUACAACUUUUUUCUUGCCUUUAGAAUUAAGACAACGUGUAGUAGUUACAAUUAUGCAAAGUAAACAAUAGUUUCACAUUUACCUUUAGGAUGUCGUGAAUAUAUGUAAAAGUGCUCUUUGUGUUAAACGUAAAUCAACUUACAUUAAAUGGA